Messenger RNA from Polychytrium aggregatum, 2787 nucleotides. RefSeq names its product Golgi transport complex subunit 5-domain-containing protein. NCBI's taxonomy places the organism in Eukaryota, Fungi, Chytridiomycota, Chytridiomycetes, Polychytriales. Gene Ontology annotation, biological process: intra-Golgi vesicle-mediated transport. Gene Ontology annotation, cellular component: COG complex. The record is from RefSeq and is a predicted model, not a curated record. The transcript has 14 exons. The coding region runs from base 121 to 2583 and encodes 820 amino acids.
GCUCCUCCCUCAUCUGUCCUGCCCAUUCAGCUGCACCCUGGUCUGCUCCCCGCCUUCGACACAGUCGCCAAGCACUCUCCAAACACACACCAAUCCAGGCCAUAGAGACCACGUUUGACCAUGGCCGCGGCGACGUCUCUGCCCGAGGGCGAGAGACCAGGAUCGCUUCUUGCAAAUGAAGAGUAUCUUGACUUUACUCGCGAGCCCUUCGAUGCGAUGGAAUACGCCAACUUCAUCGCGGAUGCGCCUGAGGGAAGCCUCUACCAUGGCAUGGACUUGCCGACGGCGUUGACCAAGCUCAGUUUCAAUCUCGAUCAUCUCAACAAACAGAUCUUUGAGCAAGUGACGCAUCACUACGAGGAUCUGAUCCACCAAGUCACCGAGCUCGACCAGCUCGAUUCAGUGAUGGUGCGGGUGCAGGCCGGCAUGGCUUCGCUCAACAAGUCGUUCGACAGAUUGCGAGUCAGCGUCCAGCAGCCCUACGAGCAGAUCCGGAUCCGAACCCUUCAGGUCGAGCGGCUUCAGGCGACUUCAGAAUUGCUCCGAUCGACAUCGAGGUUCCUGCAUCUUGUGCGUCGCAUGAACGCUCACAUGUUUGGGGGCGAUAAAGAAUAUUCGAGCGCUGCCUCCUCGGUCUGCGAACUGGAGAGCCUCCUGGCAGACUGUGACAUUCGGGGAAUCGAUGCUAUCGAUGCGGAAAUCGCCGGCAUUGAUGCUGUCAAGAAGCAGCUCCUCUCGGAGGGCAACCGUCUGAUUGAAAACGGCAUGACCAGCCAGAACCAAAGCGAAAUCAGCGCGGGCUUGCAGAUUUUCCACAACCUUGGCUCACUGGGAUCAAAGCUGGUUGAGGUUGUUGAUCAUCUCAUUAGCGAUCUAUCGGCUGCUAUACAAGAGUGCUUGGACGUCCAGCUCAUCAAUCAAGAUUCGACCGUAGCUUCUGCACCAUCCACUGGGGUGCGCAGAGUCACCGAACCUGGAACAGUCAAUCCUUCUGCGUGGAGCAGUGCGCUGUGGUCACGACUCGAGAGCCUAUUUGACAAAAUUUACAUCAGCUCUGUCAAGAUUUAUCUCCUUGAGCGUGUUCUGUCUCGUAAACGGGAUGCCAUCACGCAGAUUUCCUUUUUGAAGACUGUGAGCGAGAGAUUCGAUGGCGACAUUUUUCACUAUUACUGGCGCAGUCUGGCUGCGUCGAUGGAGCGCGAAUUCCGACUUUCGACCAAAAGCUCACAGAACCUCCAGAAUGCGCUGCAAAAUGGAUAUCCGAAGCUGCUCCGUCUUCUCCAUGAUUUGCUCCUGAGAAUCGAUGUUGCCAACGGAGGUAUCAAGGGCCAGGGCUAUAUUGACAGCCCCGAGUUUGCGCUGCUGAGCCAGACUCUCCAUUCCUUUGAAGCCUCGUAUCUGUCUCGCUCUCUCACUCGUCUGCUCGAGCCCAUCCAGCAAGCAUUCCCAGAGAGACUCGGAUCGACACCCCUCGUCGGCGUCGCCGUCACCGGAGGCAGCUCGAAGCAAGUGCCGAGCCGAGACGACAUCGAGCGGCUGAUGCGCGUCGUAUCCAGCGAGCUAGAGGCGACCAAGUUUGACACCAGGCUUCUCAAGCUGGUUGGAAAAAACGUCUCCAAGGCGCUCAAUCUGUACAUCAAAAAGUCGGAGUUGUGGUCGGUCAAGGACUCGAACGCCUUUAGCAUCACCGGUCUCAUUACCGCCACCCAAGCCCAGAUCCUGAACGCGGAAAUCGCCAACUGCCUGUAUGCCUUGAAGGAGGGGCUUUGGGCCGUGGUGAUGAGCGAGUACACAGAGCCAGGUCUGCUCGACAUCGUAGGAGAGACGGUCGAGGAAACGCAUGCACUGUUCCAAGGCAUUGUGGGGCCCCUCUUGAUCGCCGUCAUGAGGGACAUUGAAGGAAUCAUCAUGAAGAUCCACAAGGAGGACUUUUCCAAGAUCGUCGCCUCCUCGGGUCUGGGUCGCUCCGAGUCUUCGGUCGGGACAUACAUCAUCGAGCUUAGCAACAAGAUCCGAUGGAUUCAGCGCGAGCUGUUCGCGCGCUAUCAAUGCGGCGAAGAGCGCCAAGACUGGAUGAGACUGGUUGGCAAGCGCACCGUCGAGUUUUUCCUGCGACAUGCCAGCAUCGUUCCCAUCGCUAGCGAGCCCGGCAAGCUGCGUCUGGCCGGCGACCUCACUCAGCUCGAGUUUGCCUUGAACCAAUGGUUCUCGGGCACGGGCAUGCGGCUCGAGACCGACAUUGGCGACUGUUAUCGUGCCUUGAAGGCGUUCAAGCCGCUGCUGUUCCUGGAUCUGGGCCAGAUAUCGACCUCCAAACCCAUCUCGGCCAUCCCUCCGAUCCUUCUCGUCCAUCAUCUGUUCACACGAGCCCACCCGCUGAUCCCCCUGCCAACGGUCUUCUGCCACUGGUCGGAGCAGCAGUACAGCGAAUGGCUCGAUGCACAGGAGCCCAAACAAGCCAUACUGCUGCUUGAAAAGUGCCUUGGACAGUACGUUGACGAAGCAAACCGCAAGGGCGAGAAGGAGUACUGCGUGGUCUAUCCGGCCAUCCGUAUGGUCAUCAACAGCGCGCUUGAAGCGUAGGACCCUGUCGAGGGAGCACAACGCCUUCGAUACCAGAAUCCAUACCAACGGAUCGAGCUAUGUGUCUCAACCGACGAAGCCUUGGCACCGUUUGGAUAUCUGGUGCCUUUGUUCGGAGUGCGACCAUCGAAAUAGUCUUGUGGCUCGUUCGCUGCCUAGGCUCUGAAUACAACACACGCUCCCCCAAUGUGUGCACAUACAGAU